AUGCCAUACAGCACUCGAGCAACAUCCGGUGGUCGUGGAGGUGGUCGUGUUGGAUCAAGCACCCGCAUCCGACAUGAAUCCCAGUCUUCUCCUCACCGUUCCGAUUCUUUCGAAGACGAAGAUGAAGACUCCGACGAAGAAGACCCUUCAAUACCAGCAACCAUUGUUAAGAAGCGCAAACGGAAGACACCAACCAUUCUUCCCACAAUCCACAACUACCACGAACUUGGCCUUGAAUGGGGCCAAACCCGGACACCUGCAACGUCUCUCUUUGAAGCUCAAGCACUUCAAGCUCAAUACAACUUAGACAAGACAAUGCUCUGUGUAGCCGAGGGAAUCAGCCGAUCAACACUCAAUGCUUCGCUGUAA
This is a messenger RNA of Melampsora larici-populina 98AG31, 369 nucleotides long. RefSeq lists its product as uncharacterized. The coding region runs from base 1 to 369 and encodes 122 amino acids. The transcript is spliced from 2 exons. The record is from RefSeq and is a predicted model, not a curated record. NCBI's taxonomy places the organism in Eukaryota, Fungi, Basidiomycota, Pucciniomycetes, Pucciniales, Melampsoraceae.